Molecule: messenger RNA, 468 nt
Organism: Thyridium curvatum
Lineage: Eukaryota; Fungi; Ascomycota; Sordariomycetes; Thyridiales; Thyridiaceae
Exons: 1
Coding region: 1-468 (155 amino acids)
Source: RefSeq, a predicted model, not a curated record
AUGGCGCCGUACAAGCGCAUUACAACAUAUCGCGAUGAAGAGCAUCUCUUCAGGAGGGACAUUCCUGGCCCUGCGAUCGGCGGCAUCGUGAUCGGGGUGCUCAUCGUCCUCUUCUGGACCACAUUCUUAUGCCUGUGCUGCUUUGGGGCACACCGGUUCAACCGCUAUAGCAGAAGUCGCGGCGCCAGGAGGCCAGUACCUCAAUAUGGCCCCGGUUACACAUACAAGACAGGCGACAACGAGCCUCUGAACAGAUCUGCGUCGCCAGAGAGCAUCAACUUGGCUGAGCCUGGCCACACCUAUGCGUAUGCGGGUCACGCUCACCACAAUCAGCACAGCCACCUUGACGCUUCGCACCCAGGACACUUUCACGGCGGUGAUUCGGCAACAAGCAACCACGGCGGCGAGAAGGGAGGAAGCGACGGGCAGACCACAUCAGGAACGGGGGCGGCAUCCUCAACUGAUUGA